Molecule: messenger RNA, 678 nt
Organism: Meloidogyne enterolobii
Lineage: Eukaryota; Metazoa; Nematoda; Chromadorea; Rhabditida; Meloidogynidae
Source: the annotation of a GenBank genome assembly
AUGGUUGGAAUUGAUCAAUUUACGGGUGUUUUUGUUUCUCGUUUUGGUGAAAAUUCUGAAUUAGAAAAGUGUGGGGAUAUUUGUAGGCCUGGUGAUCAAAUACUUGCAGUUAAUAAUGUGCCCGUUAAAGAAAUGGGAAUUGAUGAUGUUGUUCUAAUGUUGAGUAUUCCUCGUCGAUUACUUCUUAGGACUAGCUUUUUAAAUAGUCAAAGAGAACAAUUAGCAAGUAGACAACAACAACGUUUAUUAGCUGAACGUGCAGCAACAGAACAACGCCCCGUUGUUGUUUUUCAGAAAUCUACAGAAUCUGACAGACGGGAUUCUGAGUCAUCAGGUGCAGGAAUCCUUUCAAAACCAGCUAGCACAGCUGCCAGCUGGCUUGGUAAACGAGUAAGACAACAACAAAAACAGAAAAAACAACAAGAAGAAGAUGAAGAUGCAAAUCAAAAAAACGAAAUAACAACUUCCCAACAACAACAACAAACAUUAAUUAGACAUCGUCAAUAUCCACAAACAACCAAUUAUCAACAACAACCUUCAACAUCUACCACUAAUAUAAUUCAACAACAACACCCUCCUCCACAUUCAAUUACUGACGGAAUUACACAAACAGCAAGAAUUCCACCCCCAAGAAUUAUGCAACAACAACAAUUACAGGCAAACAUUCUUUUCGAAUAA